AUGUCUAAUGUAACAUACGACGAACUCUGGAGAGACGCGCAAUGUUCUUUAGACGAGAUAAUCCAAGCGGAUUCAAAUCUCCAGAACUCGAAGCCCCAAAAGGACCGGAAAAAGGUCCAUCGAAAUGUCUCAGAGCUCUACAUCCGGUACAUAGUGAUAUGCAAUAAAUUGGAGCAAUGCUACGACCAAGUGACCCAGCCCCAGAAGCGCUCCUUAAUCCGAAAAUUGUUGGAUGCAACGCUGGGUCGAAUUCUCGAGUUGAAACAUGAACUCGUCGAAGUCGAUCUGUCAGAGUACAAUUACUGCGAUGACAUUCUCAUGAAAUAUGGAAUACUACCGCAGGAGGCUGAGCUGAGGAUACCAACUUACAUCAGACGCGAGAGAGAGACGGAAAUACAAGAGCGACGAACAUUUAUCAGUGACGUACUGCGUACAGUAGGUGCACUUGAUGAAAUUAUUCAACCAAAGACGUUGAGUGAAUUCGAAGCAAUACGACUCAUCCAGACACAUGAGCGAGCACGCCAAGGUCGCGUGAGGUUCCAAUUUAUGAAAGAAAUUCGAGAGAUGAAAGAGAGAUCGACAAUCAAACCGGACGUUGAACCGAGUGACCCCGUAAAGGAAAUAACCGCAACAAUGAGAAUACAAAAGGUCUGGAGGGGCUACAUAACGCGUCAAAGAAUGAGAAAACGGCGAAUUGAGGAGAUGCUGUUGAUAGGAAUGGUCCAACCGAGUCAAGUGGUGUCCGAGAAUUUUCGUCAGGCCGAGCGGAUAAAAUGUCAUCGGUAUGAAAAACAGGUGGAGUACCAGGAGAUGUACGAGAAAAUGUUGGUGGAAACUAAGGAGUUCGUGAAGAACGAGAAGAGUGCGAUAAUGGAGGAGACUAUGAGGAUCGAACUGAGGAGUUGGAUCAAUGAUUACUUCCAACAAACGGGCAAGAUACCUGAGCUGCCAUCCGCGGAGAGCGGAGGCUCGAGAAUGAUCCUGAGUCGGCAGGGAACGGAGAGUUCAUUGAGUAAAUCAAAGGAGUCCUCUUCCUCAAAAGAAUCGAAAAAAUCUAAAAAAUCGAAAGCUAAGAAGGAGAGUGAUACUGAUAAGUCCGAGGAUGACGAAUCAGAUCCAGGAAUAAAGCCAGUCCCCUCGAAUUUCCUUCCCGAGUUGAUUCAAGCGAAUCUCGAGUAUCAGGACGUUUGGAGAGGCAAGGAUGAGUCAGGAAACCCCUGGCAAUUGCCCUACAGCGACAUGGUUCUCUCCGAAAAAACUCGAGAGGUCGAGGAGGAAGUGAGAGUUGGUGUGGACAACAUCAUCAGAGAUGAUAUAGAAGCACUUCAAGCUGCUUUGGAUCGUGAUAAGGGUCACAAGGGUAAACGAGCUAAGAAAGCCCAAAAACGUGUACGCAGAAGUGGUAAGAAGAAUAAAAGAAAGAAGGAAAAAGACUUGACUCCUGAUCGCACGACUGAAUCCUUAUUCGAGGAGUUACUUACCAACGGGAUCAUCAAGCUUGUUCCGGAGAUUUAUCUGAAUUCCUUCAAGGGGGAAAAAUCUUACGCCAAUUUUGAACUCUGGGACAAGGGAAAGGACAAUCUGCCGACAAUUGGCGAAAUACGACAGCUAGUAUCUGAAUACUGCAUCCUCCCCCUUGCAACUGAAAACGUACGCCUCCUGUCUCCGGUAGUGCGUUCAGUCCUGAUAGCAGGACCAAAUGCAAGUGGUAAGAAAAUGUUGGUCCGCUCAGUCUGCACUGAACUGGGUGCAACUCUCUUCGACAUAACACCAGCCAACAUUGCUGGUAAAUAUCCAGGAAAAUCGGGACUAAUCAUGUUGUUGCAUUUAAUCUCGAAGGUAUCACGGCUACUCCAGCCAUCAGUGAUAUUCAUGGAUGGGGCUGAGAAGCCGUUCGUUAAAAAAGUCCCCAAGACCGAUAAAACCGAUCCUAAAAGAUUGAAGAAAGAUUUACCAAAGUUAGUUAAAAGUUUUACAAACGAGGAUCGCGUUAUUCUAAUUGGCACAACGAGUUCACCCUGGGAUGGGGAUCAGAAGCUGCUUUAUCAAACGUAUGACAAAGUUAUUUACAUACCCCGACCCGAUUAUGGCACCAUGUCAAUGCUGUGGAAGGAUUUGCUUUACAAAUACGCCGGAAUCAGCAGACAAUUUGAUACGUCAGCAAUGACCAAGAUCUGCGAUGGUUUCACUCUAGGACGUGUUAUCGAAUCUAUUAAUGAGGUCAUGACGACUAAGAGGAUGGUGCAGCUUAGAGUUCAGCCUUUGACACAUGCUGAAUUGGUUAAUGCGUUGAGUGCUAGGGAUCCGGUGUAUAAGGAAGAGGAAGAAGCUUUCCUGGCGUGGUUUUCGAAAACUCCUACCUGUAGGAAGAAACAGAAAGCGAUUGAGCUGGAGCUCCAGAAGAUGGAGGAGGCGAAUGAGAAGCAGAAGAAGAAAGGGAAGAAAUAA
Molecule: messenger RNA, 2448 nt
Organism: Diachasma alloeum
Lineage: Eukaryota; Metazoa; Arthropoda; Insecta; Hymenoptera; Braconidae
Product: dynein regulatory complex protein 11
Exons: 9
Coding region: 1-2448 (815 amino acids)
Molecular function (GO): protein binding; ATP hydrolysis activity; ATP binding
Source: RefSeq, a predicted model, not a curated record